Dichotomopilus funicola is the source of this 1128-nucleotide messenger RNA. RefSeq names its product actin. NCBI's taxonomy places the organism in Eukaryota, Fungi, Ascomycota, Sordariomycetes, Sordariales, Chaetomiaceae. The record is from RefSeq and is a predicted model, not a curated record. Bases 1 to 1128 code for a protein of 375 amino acids. The transcript has 6 exons.
AUGGAGGAAGAAGUUGCUGCCCUCGUCAUCGACAAUGGCUCCGGCAUGUGCAAGGCCGGUUUCGCCGGUGAUGAUGCGCCCCGCGCUGUUUUCCCGUCCAUUGUCGGUCGUCCCCGUCACCAUGGUAUCAUGAUCGGUAUGGGGCAGAAGGACUCGUAUGUCGGUGAUGAGGCGCAGUCCAAGCGUGGUAUCCUCACGCUGCGCUACCCCAUUGAGCACGGUGUCGUCACCAACUGGGAUGACAUGGAGAAGAUCUGGCAUCACACUUUCUACAACGAGCUCCGUGUUGCCCCUGAGGAGCACCCUGUGCUCCUGACCGAGGCGCCCAUCAACCCCAAGAGCAACCGCGAGAAGAUGACGCAGAUCGUCUUCGAAACCUUCAACGCCCCCGCCUUCUACGUGUCCAUUCAGGCCGUUCUCUCGCUGUACGCCUCCGGUCGUACCACUGGUAUUGUGCUGGAUUCUGGUGAUGGUGUCACCCACGUGGUUCCCAUCUACGAGGGUUUCUCGCUUCCCCACGCCAUUGCCCGUGUCGAUAUGGCCGGUCGUGACCUGACGGAUUACCUGAUGAAGAUCUUGGCUGAGCGCGGUUACACUUUCUCGACCACGGCCGAGCGUGAAAUCGUCCGUGACAUCAAGGAGAAGCUCUGCUACGUCGCCCUUGACUUUGAGCAGGAGAUCCAGACGGCGGCGCAGAGCUCCAGCUUGGAGAAGUCCUACGAGCUUCCUGACGGCCAGGUUAUCACCAUUGGCAACGAGCGUUUCCGCGCCCCAGAGGCUCUUUUCCAGCCCUCUGUCCUGGGUCUGGAGAGCGGUGGCAUUCACGUCACCACCUUCAACUCGAUCAUGAAGUGCGACGUCGACGUCAGGAAGGAUCUCUAUGGCAACAUCGUCAUGUCUGGUGGUACCACCAUGUACCCUGGUCUGUCGGACCGGAUGCAGAAGGAGAUCACUUCUCUUGCUCCUUCUUCGAUGAAGGUCAAGAUCAUCGCUCCUCCCGAGCGCAAGUACUCCGUCUGGAUCGGUGGUUCUAUUCUCGCGUCGCUGUCGACCUUCCAGCAAAUGUGGAUCUCGAAGCAGGAGUACGACGAGAGCGGCCCCUCGAUUGUGCACCGCAAGUGCUUCUAA